Belonocnema kinseyi is the source of this 539-nucleotide messenger RNA. RefSeq lists its product as uncharacterized. The transcript has 4 exons. The record is from RefSeq and is a predicted model, not a curated record. Lineage: Eukaryota; Metazoa; Arthropoda; Insecta; Hymenoptera; Cynipidae. Bases 96 to 539 code for a protein of 147 amino acids.
UUGAAAAAGGUCCUAAAAAGGUGAGACGUGUGGACUGUGUUCCAACCAAAUGGAUACGCUAUAACAGCAUUAAAAAAAGAUAUGUCUCAAAGUUCAUGCCUCCACCGUACGACACCGAUGAAACUAAUGCAAUUUUACAUAAAUUGGUUGAAUGCGAGUUGGACGCACCAGAUCAUUGGCCGGAGUACACUAUAAAGCUUGUUGGUGAUGGACAAACUUAUUAUGAAGCAGUUAACAAGUUAAAGAAGUUAAAUACCCAAGAGUAUGUGUACAGCAGUGGAUCCGAAAUUCAUUCAAAGGAUAAAGCUGCUGCUGUCGCCAAGGAAAUAAGAGCCAGAGAAAGCCUUCCGAACCUAAAAUCGAUUUUGGCUGUACCAACCCUUAAGAAAAAUUUUGAGCCAUGCAAGAAAAUUUUACAAACAUCUACUGAAGGCAACAGUGUUGAUCCAUUAUUUUUAAAUGAAGAGUUUGACACCGAAAGUUCAACUGACUUUGAUUCGACUCAUAACUCGUUCGAAGUGAACGACAAUAAAAUCUAG